Molecule: messenger RNA, 4939 nt
Organism: Pungitius pungitius (ninespine stickleback)
Lineage: Eukaryota; Metazoa; Chordata; Actinopteri; Perciformes; Gasterosteidae
Gene: npat
Product: nuclear protein, ataxia-telangiectasia locus
Exons: 17
Coding region: 297-4385 (1362 amino acids)
Cellular component (GO): nucleus
Molecular function (GO): transcription coregulator activity; protein binding
Source: RefSeq, a predicted model, not a curated record
ACCGGCAUUGCACGUAUACAUUUAUACAUAGCAGGGCGUGCUGACGUUUGACAUUUUGGAUUUUAACUACAACUCACAGCACUCCCAUCGGGACAUUAGGUCAGACACUUCCGGGUCACGUGGCUGAGUUCCCCGCCUUUUGAGAAAGCGACAGCAUCCCCGGACGUCGCCUUCACAAUAAUACCGCUCACGGUUUUCGUUUCUUUUUUUAAUGUUUUGAGUUUUGAGAUUUUCCUGAACAUGUAAGUUAGUUACCUAAUUUACCCUUCACUCUUCACAUCAACCGAGUGGCAGCCAUGUUGCUCCCGUCCGAUGUCGCCCGGCUGGUUUUGGGGUAUCUCCAAGAAGAGCGACUGUGCGCGACAACACAAGCCUUCAUCCACGAGUGCCCGAACCUCAGAGAGUAUGCAGAGCACUCCACGGAGGACGGCACUAUUCCUGCUUGUGUUUUCUCCGUCUUUGGGAAAGGCCUGACAACCAUUUUAAAUGAGUAUAUAGCUGCCAAAACAAAAGAGUCUUGUCGUGAGGUUCCAGCUGUGAUGACCUCGUUGUGGAAAAAGCUGGACUUUACACUCAACCAGAUCAAGUCAUUGCAGAACUCCCCAGCUAUAUCAGCAAAUCAAAGAAUACGUUCACGCCACGGAGCGGCAAACACGGCGAGACAGCGGGCCUUAGCUGGGGCUUCGGCUGGUGGAGAGGUCUGCUCCUCCGUUUCUGAGGCGAGCUCCGUCAUCAACCCUGCAAACAUCUCCCACAGCAUGCUCGGCCACUCCACGCCCGUGAGCUACACCUCUGUGCACAGCCGGCCAGCUGCUCCCGGCAGUGGCACACACCAGCAGAUCCUUGAUGGCAGCCGAUUACUCAAUACGCCAAGAGAUUCACCAAUACACAUAAUUGUUUCAGAACAUCGGCUAAAUCCAGGUCCAAUGUCUCCUGGACGGCGGAAAUGGGACACCCCGAGGAAGAGAGGUGGGGCCCAGAGCGAGUCCACUACCACUAGCAGAUGUGCCCCAGCUGUCAGUACUCCAAAUGCAGAACCUCAACCUGAAGAGGCCGUCGAUGGGAACUUUCCUCAGCUCGUAAUACAAAAUGCACGGGACAAAAUAUUGGGAGACAGAUCGUUACAAGAAAAGCUGGCUGAAAACAUCAACAAAAUCCUCGCCAAUGAGCCAGUGCCCCAGACCACCAAGGCCCCUUCAAGCACAGUGGAGGCAGACCAGUCCAUAGAUGAAAUCCUGGGUUUACAGGGGGAAAUCCACAUGAGUAACGAUGCCAUCCAUGACAUUUUGGAGCAGACCGAGUCGGACCCAGCUUUUCACGCCCUCUUUGAGCUCUUUGAUUACAAUAAGACACGUUUUCCCGAAGCGGAGGUUGGAGACAUCAGCUGUAGUCCAGAAGACGACGAUCCUGCUGGACCUUUAUCUACAGUCGCAGCCCUUCCGAGUGAUGAUCCAGCCCCUGCACUGCGAGAGGCUAAAGCUUCGGAAGCAACGCCAAUGGCCGUUAAGACGAAAGCUGGACAAGAGCCUAGAACCAGAAAGGCCGCUGCCCCCACCUUGUUGAAGAAAGUGGUUCUGGGCCCCAGCAGCCGGGCAUCUAGAAUUGAAAACAGUUCCGCCAAGCUGUUGGUGAGCUGUGGGGAGCCUCGAGGCGUCUCGCCUGCUGCCGUGGACUCAAGCGGAAAAGAGAAAGCUUCGCUGUUCGAUAACAGUGUUUUUGUAACGCCAAUGGACAUCGACGAACCGCUGAACACGCCCCCCCCUCCCGCGGACAGUGCGCCCAUCGAGGAGGCCGCCACCAAGUCAGUCGCCCCUUUCCCCGGAGAAUCGGCUGUUCUUCCCUCCGCCGCGUUCAACGGGCCGGAGGCGGCAUCCAACCCCUCUGCUUUUCUGUUUCCUCUGCACGUCGAGCUGAACAACGCCCCGGCGCUGACCGCCGACCUGCCUCGCACGCCGCUUCCGAGCAGCGGAGGAGACGCUCAACCGGGGGCUUGUCUCUCCGCCGCGCCGGGAUUGGCCUCUCGUACUUCUCCUCGUAGCAGUGGCACAGCCGUGCUGGCCUCGCCCUCGUCGGCGUCCACAUCGGCCUCUACCUCCGCGACGCUAACGGCUACACCGGCCUCCUCCCUGCCCGUCUCGCCCUCGUCCUCUUUUGCCCCGGUCGGUGCGGCGGCUGAUCCGCCACCCGCCAAACACCACGCCACUCCAAGCAAGGCCGCAGCAUCCGGGGAUAUAGUUUCUCUUGAGAUCAUCAUCAGCGACAACCAGGAGGAGGAUUUGUCCACCACCGCGGCUUUGAAUCGGGCGAUUUCUAGCAUUUCCGGAGACAAGAUCCCCACCAUCUAUCUUUCCUCUCCUGCCAAGUCCUCCGGAGCUCCCGGCACGCCAAGGGCCAGCUCGGAUGAGGCGGCACUGGCAGUGAGUGGCUUACAAAGCUCUGAGGUGUAUGCCAGUCCUCUCGGCUCUAAGGCCGGAGCUCUGGUGGCGUCUCCGUUACCGGGGACCUCACAGGCCCAGCAGAACUUCCUAAUUCAGCUCCCCCUGAGCGCUGCUAACGCUGCACUCCAAGCAGCCACUGCCAGCUAUUUCCUGGUGACUGAACCCCCGACGACAGAUGCUCAAAGCAGGCAGGUGUUGCUGUCGACAGGAGUCCCAUUGGCACAGCCUGUGCCCGCCAACCAGUUUGGGGUGACCACACCACCUCGCUCUCGAGGCCCCUCCGCUGGACCAACUCUUAUCUUACCAUCGCCUGCGAAGCCCAUGCUACUUCCUGUUUCUGUUAUCGGGCCAAACACUCUGGGAAAGGUUCAUGUGGUGUCAAAUCAGCUUGUUGCCAUACCCAACCUAGUACCGUUACAGCAGUCCGGUCCUGGCAAACCAAAGUCUCCCACGAUGGCAAUCAAACGGUCUACAUCUACCGGUGCUGAACAACACCCGGUUGGUAAGUUGGUUACGGCUGUGCUGGCUGAAAACACAGGCCAGCAGGAUACAGCAACAGGUCCAAGUCAUAGGAGAAUUCUAUGUUUUGACUCUUCAGCAGAAGUUCAACCACAAACUCCUAAAACCACCAAACCUGCAGCUUCAAAUGCAUCUCUGCCACGCCGUGUCCAGCGAACUGAGAAAGAUGGUAAAAAGAUGGUGACUCGGAGUAAACCUGCUAUCUUGGGUGGCAACAAGCCCAGGAGGAGAAUAGAGCCGGUCAGAUGCUCAACAGAUACUCAGACUGGAGAAGGCUUCACAAAGGAGGGGGAGAAGUCCAUUCCUCCUCCACAACAGCACCAGAAAGUUCCUCUUAAAAAGAGCCCUCGCAAACAAGAUCAUAGCGCCCAAAACGAAGAUGCUCAAAGUGCAAGCGCCAGCAGGGAUGAUGCCGCGCAGCCCGAGACUUUGAAAAAGUCUAAAUCUGGAAGGCGAUCAAAAUCUAUAGACGGGAUACACACCCAUGAUAAGGGGGGCGAUGCAGCGAAAGCUAAGGAAUCUGAUACUUCGAAGUCGUUGUCCGCUGAUUCUGCUCUGAAAUCAGGAACUAGAAAGGAGAAAGAGGAGAGCAGCAGGAAAGAACCUGCAGAAAAGGCUGCUGGCAAAUCCCGUGAGGGGCGUCCAGAAAAGAGGACGCCUCCUCAGGAGGCGCCCAAUGUGAUGGCUAACAAGGAAAACGAAAUCAAAGGCAGCGUGCAAGAGCAGCAGCAGCAGCAGCAGCCGUCGGCACCUUCACCCGUGGUGUCAAGAGACUUCAGCCCUCCGGCUGUCACCCAGCCUGCGUCUAGCCCUCAGUCCAAGGCUACUAAAGCGCCCUCAAAGACCAGCUCGCUGGUCAAGCAGGCGGCGGAGAUGCUGCACGACAUCAACGGGCUCAACUCUCCGUCCUCCCCGGUCAAGAGGCCCGCGGCGGUCGGUCCGGACCACGGCGGGCUCCCCCGCACCCCGGGGCCCGGCCGCGGCCUAGAGGAGUCCGUGGACCGCGCCAGGACGCCUUCCCGGCAGAGGAGGGGCCGAGACGGGGAGGGGACCCCCAAGCACCUGAUCCCUCCCAACACGCCGGACGUCCCCGGCUGCAGCCCGGCCAGCGAGGCCGGCAGCGAGAACAGCAUUAACAUGGCCGCCCACACGCUCAUGAUCCUGUCGCGUGCCGCCAUCGCCAGGACGGGCACGCCGCUGAAGGACAGCCUGCGUCAGGAGGAGGCGGGGGAGAAAUCGGCCACGAGCUCAAAGAGCUCUAAGAAGCGCAAACCGGCGUCUCCCACAGGCAGCCCGCCGCGUGCCAAGAAGGAGUCCAAACAAUCUCCCAGCCAGAAGAGCGACCGGGAAAGGAAGAAACUUGUAGAUUUCUUUCCUCAUGACUUGGAUGUGGAUAAGUUCCUGUCUUCUCUCCACUAUGAUGAGUGAAACGGGACACAGGAUCACUGCUGCCUCCUUCAGUUACUACCCAGGAAUAGAACAAGCCAUCUGCUCAAUCGGUUCUUAUUAGUAACCUUUGCCUGUGACCUUAUAAGCCGCAGGUCUGUCUCCCUUCAGCCAACGAGGGACUUUGAUUUGAUUUGCUUCUAUUGUGUAUGAUCAGCAUACAAUGUUGUUCCAUGUAGCAGUAGGGUAACCAUGGCUCUUUUUUCCUAAUGCUUAACUCAAGUUUAAAUUAUUGUCUUGUAUAAACAAACUGACUUGUUUUGGGGACUUUGGGCAUGUUGAAAUGGUGACUCAAAGCAUUUUCUUGGUCAAUAUUUGACUCCGUUUUGAUUUAAUCCUCCUGGCUGGAAGGGAUCUAUGUAAAGAUUGUGUUUUGUUUUUCAUGUCCAGAGAAGUCUAGUUAGUUGAAGAUUGAAAAGUAGUGUAAAAUGAUAUCCACAUGCAAAGACGGUAGAAUGAGUUUUACAAAAUGACUGUUCAAAUUCCCAUACUCGGGACUUUAAUGUUUUAAUAAAAAACAAUAUUUGUGUAUCUUU